GUAGUACUCAGGAUGGUGCGCCGGGUGGGAUUUGUCGAUCAUCGAAAUUUCAAGAAGCAUUUGUUUUAGAGUUUUAAGUGUCGGCAGGAAGAAGUAGAAAGACUCACAGGCGGUGUCUGAUGUAGCAGCUGUGAUGUGAUUGGUACUUGUUUCUAAACCUAGUCUGCUUCAUCUACUACUUCUACGCACUGCAUGCAAUACUAAGCACAGAAUGUUGGUCACAAGUUGGGAUGGCGAUGCUCUACGGUACUACCCGUCACCGGGGACCUGGGAACUCAACAGCGAAGUUUUCGUGCCUUUGCAGUACGGCUCCAUUUUCCUCCAGCACGCGCCAUUGAAAGCCGCUCUUGAGCCGCAGCAAAACUCAGCGGAGAUGUCACGGACAAGCGGUAAAGGAAUUGCGCGGCAGCAGGAAGUAGAACUGGCGCCCGCGGGAGGCAAUGGAGUUAGUGCUAUGUGCGCACAGGUACGGAAAGAACGGGAGGGCAAAAUAAUUUUUACAUCCACGUUCGCGCCAGACACAAAAACGGAAGUCUCUAAGGUUGCUGCCCGAGUCGCCCAAGCGUGGAAAGAAAUUUCCGGAACUGGGAAAGAUUCAGCAGCAUCUGCCGCCCUGCAACAUCGGUCGACGCGAAAUGGUAGUGCGAAAGCAGCCGGCUCAUCCUCGCAGAAAAAACUUGUGCAACGAGCCGCGCUGCAGCUUCAGGGGAGCAGUGGGACUCAGCCGGAGCAAAGCAGUGCGACGGGGGGAGCCACGACCGGAAUGAUUAUACCAAGCCAGCAACCCUCGCAGAGUUCGAAUCUAACAGACGGCCAAGCGCAUGCUCUCGUGCUGGAGGCGUGCCAGGGGAAAGGCGCGAAAUGGCUGGUUAUGCAGUUCUUUCCCGACUCGGGCGAGCACGUGGCAAGGGUUUUGGAGGUCGUAGACGAUUUGGUCUACGUAUUGGGCACUGAGGAUGGAACUACUUCCACUCUGCCAUUUUCAACAAUUCUGGCGAAGCGCUGCCUCGUGAAACGAAACCUAGACGAGAAGUUCGCAAACUGGAUGCCGGCAAAAAGACUUCUGAAGGAGCAGCGGGAGCAUAAGUUGACCUUUCCCGGGCGUAUGCUGGGUGGCGGUGUUUUGGAGAUUUCCAGAGAUUCGCACGGGAAGUUCUGGGACCUGGUGCACCAACAGAGCCUGUUCGAAGUACGGGGUUUCUUCACACAAGUGAAAACGACGAAUGGUGCUCCAGUUGGAGGGAAUAGUGACAGUAAAGGGCAGCUACUGUUACUUGCGGCGAGGCCGGUUUCGACUCUACAUAACUGGGGUGAAAGUGGCCUACAGAACAACGGAGGCGGCUCCUCAAGUGCGACAGAAGCGGAUGCAACGGUGGACGACAAACGGCGCAGCAAGGGACAGCUCACCAGAGAGCACUUCAACGCAUUUUCUUGCUCUCCCCGUGCUUUUUCAAGCGUCGACGCUGCCGCUGUGGGACACGGCGAGGCGGCACAGGUGGCAAAUAUUUCGGCAGUAGAAAUCCCGCUACCAGAGGAUGAGCGAGGUGAUGUUCGACCAGCACUGUUCUCACAACCUGCAUUGAUUGCAGUCGAACCGUUGCCGGCAUCUUCUCAAGACCGCGCGGGACCAUUUUUAGCAGCGCCAACUGCAGCAACUGGCCUGACGCAAAUCACCUCGCAAGACUCAGUGUUUCUGGCGACAGGCAGUCAGGGUUCGCAAGUCGUUAUCCCAGAGCGACUACCAGGCGCAGGGCCAUCGCUCGGGAGCAGCAGGACUCCGCGAAAUGAAGAUAAGAACCAACACCCUACCUGGGCCUUUCCCGCGUCCCGCCUGGCAAGACACUUGGAAAAUUUUUUCGAGAAAAACCAAAAGCGCCUGACGAAAUCUCGGUUUAGCACGGAGCACAACCCGGCCUACUCCUUUUCAAUUGGCGUGGUUCCCGAUCACUGCAGGGGCGCGGCCUUAAGCAAGAUUUCGAAAACGCUGGAUGGAACUGGGCUGGUUACCACCAUCACGACGUUUUUCCGCCGCAAUUUCAGCUUGGAAACGGUCAAGGAAGGACAACUUUUGUCCGACUGCCGAGUGUUCAACAAUCCGCCGAACUUUUCGACCACGCAAGUGGAUGAGACGCUGAUCGAGAAGCGGCAGGCGCUGGAGUCGUGCCAGUUCCUGUACAGUUCGGUUAGCGUGAACCGGAACGUUGUGACUCCGGUCCACCGGGACAAAAACAACUGCGGCAGAUCCGCCGUUUUUUCCGUCGGGAAGUACACCGGUGGCGCGACCUGGAUCUUCGAUUUGCAGGCGGAUGACGCGUUUCGAAGAGGUGGGGCGGCGGUAGUUGGGUCGCUUUCUGGCUCCUGUUCAUCGGGCUCCUCCUCAUCAUCGUCAUCAUCGUCUGCCGGUUCAUCUGCUCGUUUCCCUAGCCCGCCGGGAAGCACGAAACAGGAACAUGGCUUCCUCACCGUCGCGGGUCAACAGGAGCGGUAUUUCGUCGCAACAGCAGUAAAUGCAGCAAGCGCACAAGUCCACGACUACCCGGACGGAGCUCUGGUCGCCCUCAGAAUCACCGAUCCGAAAGAGCAGAAGCAAAUUUGCUUAUUUCGCAAGUGGCGAGCGCAGGCGGAGGAAGGAAAUAGCAGUAGUUCAUCCGCGGGGGAGAUGCACAUGCAGGACCUCCACGGCGGAAACGAAACGGACACUGCCGGACUAGCAUCGGAAGUAAGUAACCAAAACCUUUUCCUCGGCAGGGUGUACAACUGCAAACAGGAGUUCGUCCUGUUCGACGGCCGCAUACCCCACUGCACCAUGCCCUUCUCCGGAAACCGGAUUACUCUCGUGUACUACUACCACAAAUCGGUGGAACGCCUGCGGAAACGGAAAAACGGUCAGGGCGAACAGGGGCAGAGUGAGCUCUUGGAAAAAUUGGACUUGGUCGGUUUUCAAGUGCCCCCGCACGACAUCUACGAGAGCAGCCGGAGAAUCUUGCCUUUACGGGAGACGUCGCAGAAUGUGAUCGAUUUGGUUUCCGACUCGGAGGAGGGGGAGGCAGGAGAAGGGGGUAUCGUGUCGGAGAACGACUUCAUUUCAAGCAGCGAGGAAACGGAAAGCGAGGAAGACGAUUUGCCUGUAGUGAAGAGCAGCGGUUCGAGUUGGGAGCCGGCAGCGAAAAGGCUAAGAGGACAAGAAGAACAAGAUGUCAUCAAGAACGGUGCGGGUAGGGGUCAAGAACAACAUCGCAGCGGCCUUCUAAACGGGCGGGAAAGGCGAGGAACAGAAGCUACGGGGUUGAAAAAAAGAUCCUGGCAGGAAGAGCGCGACGCCGCCGAGCUAUUGGAUUAAUGGUGUGGAACGCUGCUCCCAGUGGUUCCAACACCGACUGAAAUCGCGUCACUAGGAACGGCGCGUUUGAUUUGUCCUCCUAUUCUGAAUAUCUGCAGAACGAGCUGAACGUCGGUCCGGUCGACCUGUCAAAUGAUUGCGUAUGUUUUUAGAGCAGGAAGUAAGCGAAGCUCAACCAGACCUUCGUGGAACUGAUUUCAGAGAAAGGUAUGAAAAUUUCGCUGCUCAAGAAAAAACGAAUUACAAUUAGUACGAGCAGAGCUGCUCGUCGCUCUUCGUUCACAACAGAAAGACG
Molecule: messenger RNA, 3635 nt
Organism: Amoebophrya sp. A120
Lineage: Eukaryota; Dinophyceae; Syndiniales; Amoebophryaceae
Source: the annotation of a GenBank genome assembly